CUUUCAUAUUUUACAAAGAGUACUAGUGUUAUGAAAUGGGGUGUAAUAUUACUGUUGUCACGGUUUCACAACAAGCUUUUCAGUUCGUAUCAGUAUUUGAUGGAACAGAUGUCAAAUUACUUGGAAACUCAGCCAGAAAGAGAAGCAACACUGUCAUCUGUAAGGGAGCAUCUUUUGCUUGUCAUGGAAGAAAAGUGUCUAAACCAGCGAAAGAUUAAGAAGUUUUACGAGCUGUUACAAACCACAGGAUUAACAAAGUUUUACACGCGCCCUCACACAGAGGUGUAUGGUCACUUUGCCGAAGACAGGCACAAAGUAGGAGUAGAACGACAAGUACGGGUGGUAAAGUUGCUCAAAACCUACAAGGAGCACAUGCAAGAACUCGAAGAUAACGAACAAGCAGAGCCUGAACUACUUCUAACAGACAACCAAAUGACCGCAGAGCAACCAUGGCUGAUGCAGAUCUACAGAUUUAUGCGAACUGGGGUAUCAAAAAUUGAAAUCAGCAAAUCCCUACAGCUUACUGUACUUGAAGUUCAACGAUACAUCAACAAGCUUGUGAAAGAUAAACAAAUUGACACAUACUUCCAUUCUGAGGGAAAGCUCAAAUAUAGAAGGUAUGUUGCAGUGAAUCAAGAACCAAAUCUUAGCCAAUCAGAGAAAGCUGUGAGGCAGGAAAUACAAGAGUUGAAGUUACCAAAUUUUGAUCUUCAAUCAAAUACAGCAUCAACCAGUGAUGUUCCAGUGAUAAAAGCUGAAGUUGAGACAAUUACACCUGAAAAGAAAACAGAGCUCAAUGUCUGCGGUACUCGUAUGUCCAUUAAAGAAAAUAGAAGGAGGAAGAUAAUCCUAAAGGAAUUGGAACAGUCAAAAGUAGUCAAUGGAACACAUUGUCUGAGAAAGUUAAUAAUGAAACAAGAGAAAGAGGAUGGGCAUUCUGAGAUUUGUGCUGCUAAAACAAUGCCUAGGUUAAUCAAAGGACUAAAAAGGGAUGGCCUUUUGAACGUCAUUCACACGGUAGUUCCUACAACUGAUGAAAACGGUCCGAAACAGUUAAUGCUGAUCACUGUACCGGGUUUACCAGAAAACGACGAACUAGUUCAUAACGUCAUUAAGGCUACACAGUUUAAAGCGUCCAAUCAGAAGACAAAGCUUCAUAAAACUGUUUAUCGAGCCCAGCAAAAGAAGAAACGAGCCAACCGUUUAAAGAAGAUAAUGAAGAACUUUAGUGGUCAAUCUGAAGAUGAGGAAAAGGUCACAAAGAAAGCGAGUGCAAAGACAGCUACUGUCAAAGAGGAAGUCCCAUCAUAUGUAGAUGUUCGUACAGGACAACCAUCAUCUAGUGAUCAACAAAGUCAGGGCUACAUGCGGAAAAUGGCACGAUCCAGAAUCAUGUACACUUAUAUUUGGUACCUUCUUUACGGACACCCACAACGCUCAGAAUCGAACAUGCUUGAUGUUGAUGAUCUUGGCUUAAUAAAGACCAGAUGCAAAAGAACUCAGCCAUCACCAGCAAAGUAUGGUCAGAAUUUUAAAGCAAAUGUUAAUCAGUCACAGAAACUGAUUCCUAAUACCAAUGCCACAGGUCCUCCUGCAACAAAUGAAAUCAGUGAGCUGAUGAAUAUGGUAGAAGAAUCUUCUGGUAUGCAGUGCUCAGAGCCGUCAACAUCCUCUGAAGUAUUAGCCAAUGCUGCAUUAGAUGAGGAAAAUCUUGUAAAUAACCUAAAGGUGUACUGUGAUGAAAUGUCGUGGAAGAGGUUCCUACCACCUCUGCCACGCUACACAAAGUGUGCGGAAGGAUGGUUUUACGUCACUGAUGUCAUUAUGAUUAUGCCAUUGACCAUAUUCUGCAGUUUGAUCAUGCUCUCAGUGAAGAUUCACAACCUUCAUGAUUAUCUGAAUGAUCCUUACAAGAAAUACAUCCCAUUGAUGUUCCUACCAGAGGAGCUACAGCAGCACUUGUGUUACCGUCGCAAGUACAUCCACUCCUUCCACCAGGGCCUGCAGAGGAUGUGCCAAAUGGGUCUGCUGACAUUUGGUCCUUCAGAAGAUUUCUUUGACAAAGAUCAGGUCUUCUGCUAUCUUCAUAAGAAGGGAACGAUAGUGGACACAACAUCUUGCAAGAAGCACUAUAACAUAGUGAAUCCAGGCCACUAUCCAGUUAAGCAUUAUACAAGGAAUUCAGAAGCUGUUGUUAAUCAGUUCUUCAGAGAUCUGCAAGUUAUCUGUCUGAACACUCCAUUGGGUUUAUCAAGGCGAGAUCGAACUUUAGGAUUGCCCAAGAAUUCGUUAGAGGAAAAGAUGAUGAUAAAAGAAUUAGUUCUAGAUGUUGAUGACAUUUCUGUAGUCCCAGAAGAUACAGGGAAACUCCCUGGGAAUGGCCAAGGAGCAGCUGGGUUAGAUUCAAGGAUCUAUGCACAUCUGAGGAAGAACUGGAGUUUACCCCCACCACCCAUGCAAUCCACCAGCAAGAAAUAUAAAUCAAGACAAAAGAUGAAGAUAGAUAUGCUCAAAGCCAGAAAAAAUCGACAUAAAGCUCUUGGAAAGAAAUCUGUUUUGAAAGCACUGAAUGUCACCAUAAGUGAAAACCAGAAAGGUCGUCAUGAGAAGGUUAAAGGCGGGCGUGGUCUGAAACGCCCAAAGCCACCUGCUGAGACGGCUCCAAAAAAGAAGCUGGUCAAAAAGGUAAAGAGUAAACCAGAAGAAAAACAGUUAGUUUGCAUUGGACCUAGAUCAAAAAUGAUACUGAAAAGAAACCGAUUCGAUUGGAACCAAGAAGAAGAUGAAUUGAUGAUGAUGUUUCAAGUAGUAACCUUGUUGCUUGCUAAAAAGAGAGCUGGUUUCUUUAUACCGUGGUGCUUUCGCCAAGAACUCAUGCACAAGUAUAUUCCGAGUUCGGAGAAUAAAAACACUAAUGGCGUUAUGAGAAGGUCUCAGUAUUUAUUAAAAUCUCAAGCUUUCUGUAUAUUAGUAGCAAAGCAUCUUGCCCAGCUUGAAAAUGAUGAGGUUAUUUCUGAGGCUUUGAAAAAGAAAAUUGAUUAUAGAAGCAACGAAGCUUGUGAGAGGGAGUAUGCUGAGUUGUUGGAAUUAACUAUACAGAGACUGAGGAUUGAACCCGAGAUCGAACAAUUUCCAUCAACAUUAGAGAAGUUCCAUGACAUGUACGACACUUUCAUAACUCCGGAAAUGUUGCGGCUUCUUCCUCGUUACAAGAUUCCACGACAGGUGAAAUGGACGUCAACAGAUUUGGAAGAAAUUAAGAAACUUGUAUUGCGACAGGCUGUAAUGGCUAGUUUCUUUUUGAUUGAUCGACCGGUGUUAUUCAAUCCUACCCAAGCAUUCUACGUAUUCAACCAGUUCAAGGAAGACUUCUUGUUAGAAGUCGUUGAAGCAAUUAAGGAUGCGUACCUAACAACACGGAAUCGUUUUCGUCGAAGAAUCCGAAGGGUGCUGCCGUGUACGGCGAUGUCGCUGCAGGUGUCUGGAACCUGCCGGAAGACCUUCGACAGCACGAUCACAAGUCGCGUCGUUAAAGAAGCUUAUGAAUACAUGCAAUCUUUAGAUGAGAAUCAAUAUGGAAAGACUACGCCAUUUAAUGUACCAAUCGCUGCCACAUGUGGGCAGGUUGCUUGCUUUAUAUCUAUGUUGAGCUGUAACUUGGUUACGUAUACUAUCCAAGUUCCUGAUCAAGUGAUUUUACUGGAUAGUUCAUUCAUCAACAAAGCAACUCUAGAACGUACAGCAAAGUUGAUGGGAAAUGCUGAAGAAUCAUCAGAUGAAUCUGAUGGUGAUGAGGAUGUUGAUCCACAGCAAGGUCAAAAAGAAGAGCAACAGACGACCUCAAAGCAACAAUGUGGCCCCGCCGAAGAUGAAACACAAGGCUCCUAUCCAAUGUACAAACGUAUGACACGCAUCCAGAAGAUAAGUCAUGCAUUUGAGGAGAAACAGAUGGACCAGAGAACAGCUGCACAAGAGGAGGAACCAGCUGCAGAUAACCAGGAGCAGAAUCAAGUAAAUGCAACAUUUGUCAAUACCGAACAUAGCUACACGCAAAUGAUGCCAACUAUUUCAGAAAAGCCAGUAGCAUCGGAAGAUGCAGCACCACUAAUAGCUCCGAAGAAUUCUGGAACUUCAGCUGAGAAAGACUUACGAAAGCUGAGACAAGAUCCCAGAGUUUGCUCCACCCGAACAGACUGGUUCCUUCUACAGGGACUCACGGAUGAAGGAACGUCAGACGAUGGCAGUGGGAUGUUGGAUGCCAUUAUGUUAAAGCCUUGUCAGAUUGAGAUAAAACUAAGCACACUGUUGCAAGAGAAUAUGCAUCAUUGUAAUAAAAAUACUUCACUGCCACCCGAUGAUCAUCAGGUUUUUGACAACACUGAUGAAAUGAAUCUGUACUCUUUGAAGGAGGAUUUUCUCAUCAUUGAGCAAAGAGGUGAAGUUAAAGAGGAAUGGACAACUCUGGAACAAUUUGAAUCAACUAAGUUUAUACCUAUACCUCUAAUGAAGAAAAAUCUGAUAAAGGAUAUAAUUCCUACACUUAGCAAGGAAGAGUCAACAUUAUUUCACUUAAUCUCCAACAACUGUUACCUUGGGUUAACAGCACCUGAAAUCAUUACCUCUGAGCACCAUCUAGAUGUUAAUGGAUUGAUUGAAAAUUUGCACAAGCUCAUGAAGAAAAAACUAAUUUUUCGAGUUGGCCUUGAUGUUCACCGCUACGUUGCCGUCCACUACUGCGAUUUUUGGAGUAUAUCAUCUGCACAGUAUACAUCAAUCACCUCCAGUGAUGGCCCCACACCAAAGGUAAGGCGAAAAUUAACCAAAGAAAUGAACAGCAGUGAAGAAGUAAUCGUGGAGGAAGUGGUAUCUAUGGAAAUGGAGAAAACAUAUGUGCCUGCCAAUGACGAGAAAAAAGAUGAAGGUGUGAAAGUUACUACAGAUGGUACGAUUUCUACUAAUGAAAACAUCCAAAAUGAUGAAGCUGUGGAAGUUACUACAGAGACGUUAAUAAAUGUAGCUGAUGAAUUUCAAACAGACAACUCAAAGGAGCCAGAUGUUGUAGUCCAAGAAGCAAAUUGUAAAAUUCCAACUUCCAAUAUCAACUCUACAACAUACUUGAACAGUAACUCAGAUUUAAAAAUUCAAAAUCAAGUGUUUAAUGGGGAUAAUCCUGGAGGGACUCUUAAACCAUAUUCUGAAAACUCAAAAGAUAAAAGGGAACCAUCUCCACCUACAAAUGUCAGUAAUUUUGUGGGAAACAAGUCUUUUGGAAGCAGUUCUCUGCAAAAUAAGAUGUUAAACGACUUAAUUCAAGAAACGGUACCAAAGAGGAAAACAAGGAAGAGGAAAGUUGAUUUUGAUCCCAUCCUCUCGGCAGAUAUGAUAUUGACAAAGGAAACACAGAAGAUCCAAUUUAUACCUCGUCAGUGGUACAACUUGGGAGGAGAGGUGGAGAUGGACGAACUUGUCCGGUUACUUCAAAAACUUGCAUUAAUUGUUGUUUCUAAACCCGGAAUACCAGAGAAGGACAUCAUAAAACAAUUACAUCUUGUUCUUUCGCCAGUAGAGUGUAAAGAAAUUCUCCAGAUGCUUCUGCAAGCAGGAUGUAUUACAAAACAUCUUAUCCCUAAGCUUCCAUCGCCGUUUCCAUUUAGCAAUCAAUCAAAUUCUAACGAAUCAGUUCACGAAUAUUACUUCAUUCCAACUACUGAUUGUCUGCUACGAAUUGCUGCCUAUGAACGUUAUAAAACCGUAACGGAUACUGAACCGGCUGAAAACCAGGACGUAAAUCAGUCCUCAAUUGAGACUGCUGUGAAGUAGAUUUUUAAAGUUAUUUAGAGCAAAUAGACCAAGAAAUCAGGGCCGCUGAGAGCGGACUUGGCCCCAAGGCAGUGUAACUGAGUCCCCAGUGGCUGCAGCAAUGGCGUGCUAGGGUUCAUGAGUAAAUUCCUGUACAAUAUUGCCAAUUCGUAGUUUAAAAUGCCCAUGACUAUCCGAGGUCAAUCAAUAUAAACCUAUGUUGUGUGUAUGUUUGUUUAUGUCAAUUGAACUUGAUAUGGGCAUGUGCAGUUCAAACUACCAAUUAGCUUAUUACCACCCUCUCAACACUGUUGCCUAAGAUUGACAAUAGCCAAUAAAUACUUUGAAGACUUUAUUCGUUAUAUAUGAUCAAUUCAAUUUCAUCUUGAAAAUUUGCCUUGAAAAAGUGCAUUAUCUACUGGAGAUUUUAAUCAUGGAGGAAUUACCUUUUUAAUUAACCCAUUUUCAUGUAAAAAGCAAUCACACAAAUGAUACAAACUUUAGUAACAAAAACAUCACUAUGAUUUGAUUAACAAUCCCUGAAUAUAUGUUUCUAACUGGUAUAUUGGAGACCUUGGAAUUGUUAGUUAUGCAAGAUAUGAUACUGUAAGUAGCUGGCAUUAUGCAUUACUCUUUUCACUUACAAAUGACAUUUAGGCUACAAAAAGAGGUUGUUAAUUAUCACAUGUUCAUGUAAUAAUUUUUUACUGCUAUUGUUCAAUGCAUGCUUUCUGAUCUAAUAACAGAUUAAUGAUAGUAAUUGUACUGAUAAUUCCUGACUUUCGGCAGCGUUUGACAAUUAUGUUGACGAUAAUAUCGAUUUGGUUCAGACAGGCCUGUGCACAAACAAUGACCAAAUAUAGACAUGCUAUUUAAAACAUAUUAAUGUGAAUUCCAAAUAAGGCUAUUACAAAAUUAUCUGCAUGAUACUUCUUUGUAUCAUCCUCCAUAUGACGAUUCCAAUUCCGUAUAAAAACUGAACGAUAUUUAUUGUGGAGUUAAUGUACAUUGAGAGUACAAAGCGCUUUAUGAAAUAGUGUGCAUGAUACAUUUUUAUAGUACUCCAGAUGACGUAAAUGUCGUAUCAGAUUUAAUGAUGAUAAAAUAUUUCAUUACUGUUUGGCUACUUUACCAUACGAACUCUUCCCAUCCAAACACUAUUUUUACACACGAUAUUGUGAAAAUGAAAUAUCCUGUGUAUAAUAACGAAUAGUAUUACAUCAUAUGAUGGAGUAUACAUUAUGAAACUAGCUCUAAAUCAAGGUUUGUUUUUUUGGGGUUUUUUUCUUUUCGAUAGUAAAAUCAGUAAAUAUUUCUCAGUCUAUGCAAAGAAUAAAGUAUAUCGCAAAAGGAUGUUGUUAUACAUGUCUGUUAAUUGGCCAGGAAAACAUUUUUGUCUUCAUAUUAAAGCUAAUAAAUCUCAGUGUGAACUGUGCAUGCCCAUAUCAAGUCAAUCAACAUAAACAAACACCACAUCACAUACACACAACAUAGGUGUGUGUCGAUUGAACUCGAAUACGGGCAUGUGCAGUAAUGCAAGUCCAUACGAUGAGGAUACUAACUUUUCAUACAUGAGGAUACCAACCUUGUAUGCAGGGAGUUGUUAUAACAACUCCCAGCAUACACAAAGUACUCUAUAGCACCGAUUCAAUAUUAUCUGUAUUAGUUUACCAUAGGUUCUUUAUCAUUCAAUUUGCAUGAUAGAAAAAAAACCUGCCUUGUAUACCGUAGAAUAUGGACGUGUUUAUACAUUGUAAAUAUUGUUUUAUAUUCAAGGCAAAAUGAUAUUGUAGAAAUAAAAUCCCAGUGGUCUUCAGUUGUGCUCUGUUUACAGUAGACGUUAUAACUGUGCCUUUGUAUUUAAUAAAUUAUCAAAACUCUGAUAGCUA
Molecule: messenger RNA, 7688 nt
Organism: Anneissia japonica
Lineage: Eukaryota; Metazoa; Echinodermata; Crinoidea; Comatulida; Comatulidae
Product: general transcription factor 3C polypeptide 1-like
Exons: 28
Coding region: 31-5820 (1929 amino acids)
Biological process (GO): transcription initiation at RNA polymerase III promoter; 5S class rRNA transcription by RNA polymerase III
Cellular component (GO): transcription factor TFIIIC complex
Molecular function (GO): DNA binding
Source: RefSeq, a predicted model, not a curated record